This is a messenger RNA of Argentina anserina (silverweed cinquefoil), 1129 nucleotides long. RefSeq lists its product as uncharacterized. Bases 79 to 789 code for a protein of 236 amino acids. The transcript has a single exon. NCBI's taxonomy places the organism in Eukaryota, Viridiplantae, Streptophyta, Magnoliopsida, Rosales, Rosaceae. The record is from RefSeq and is a predicted model, not a curated record.
CCCCCCUUAACCUAGAAAUGCAUCACCAAAACUCAAAUCAAAAACCGCAGUCCAAAGAGCAACCAGAAGACCCCAAAAAUGAUGAACGAUUACGGACCCAUAUCGCCGCCGCCGCCCAACAAUCUGAAGGAGAACCGCCACCGAUCGAUGUGCCUCCCUGUGUGCUUCUCCAGCUCCACGCAUCCAUUCGACGUUUUGGACGACGACGACUACCCCAGGACACCGCGGUCGCCGAGGAUGCCGGAGCUCAGGGACCGCUGCCGGAAUCUCAUUUCAAAAAUCGGAGGACACAGGCGCCGGAGGGCGGCGUCGGCCGACUUCAGCUACGACGCGUACAAUUACUCGCUCAAUUUCGAGGACGACACCUCACGCGCCGACGAUAUUAUUCACCGGUCGCGGCUGCCCCCCUCCGCCUCCGGGAGCCUGACCCCGCCGGAGAAGUCGACCACGAGCCGGCAUAUUCUGGACGACGUUAUCCUGGAGGAGGAUGAGUACAACCGGAGCUGGAGGCGGUCGGCGCCGGAGAAGGUACCGAAGAGCCGGAACACGGUGUCGAGGAUCGGACUGCGGGGGCGGAACCGCCACUCGUCCACGUCGGCCGAUUUCAGCUACGAGCCGUCGAGCUACGCGCUCAAUUUCGAAGAUGAUAGCAGCAAAGCCGACGAGCUUGGGCCUGAUAAUGGGUUCAUGGCGCGUUUGCCGCACUCGCCGACGUGUGAGAGGUCGACGACAACGAAUCCACCUGCAAAGUGUUCGGCGCUUCGGCCGGGGAUUUCGGCCUUUAGCUGAGAAUAGAACACGACGUGCGUUUGUUGAUAAACAUGAAUCCCAAUGGAUUAAAACGCAGUCGUUUUGGCGCUCUGAGGAACGGGCUGAACAGAACAGCCCAUCAGGAUUAGGACUCGGUUACCAGUCUUUUUGUACGGAUUAAGCUACAGUUUCAAUUUUGCGGCUUUCAACAUGGUCUUGUAUUCCAUCCACAAUUCCUUUUUUUUUUGUCGAAGUAGAAUUUCAACUAGUUGAAUCAACAUCCAUGAGAUGUACUGUUCUUUAUUCUUCUGUGUUUGUUGAGAGAUGCAUCGCAUAUGAUCGAGCGGUAUAGAAGCUCUUACCAUUCUCAUUAACAUUA